GUGAGUGGCGGGAAUAAACAUAAAUAUAAAUGACGUGUAAUGUACAAUAACGCAUACUAAUUCAUGUCAACAUUUUUCAAUUUUACGGAUUUGUAGCCUCUCUUCGUUUUGUCGUAAUACCAAACGAAGAUAACACUGAGCCAGAGCAGACCAGGUCAGAGCAGACCAGGCAUGAGCGACGCACACCUGGGCGAAUGGCAGAGGAGGUCCUUUGACAUUUCAUCUGGCAGCUGUACACCUGAACAGACGGCCGAUGCCUACCGGGCCCACAUCCUCUCCAUUCAGUAUGCAUGGGCAAGCUCCCAGCUCUCUCAGGCCGGCAUGGCCAGCCUGUUCAGGACCUACUCAGAGCGCUAUGCUGCACUGCUGGACUCGGAUGACCCCCAAACAGGGCUGAACAACUAUGCAGAGAGUGUGCUCCAUCUGGCCCGGAAUCAGAAGAACUACAGUGACAAAUGGGAGUCCUCCCUCAGCAUAGAGAGUGUGAUGCAGUUUCCUUCUGUGCAGACGAUGAUUCAGGCUAAAUCAGAGGGGGAAAGCUUUACGGUGGACCCUGCUGAUGUUAACAUACCAGUGGGAGUGGAAAGCAGAGCAAGCAACCCCCCCGCUCCCUUUAGUGCAGCCAGGUCAGAGGCUGCCUGGUUAAAAGCAACGAGAACACCACAGUCUAGCUCAGAGGUUAAUAACACAGCCGGUAAUCUUACUCAUUUUUCAGCGGAGACGCCAACAUUUCCAGACGUUAUCUCAGGAAAUCCAAAUCCUUUCCCCCAACCCUCAGCCCGAUCACAGCCUGCCUUUAGUUAUCCCUCCUCGGCUUUUCCACAGGGGAACCCCCGUCCUACGGCAGGCUCAAACAAACCUCACUCCUCUUUCUUCCCAAGCUCCAACUCAGCUAAACCUACAAUUUUUUACGGUACAGAUGGAGUGAAUGGUGGCAGGGCGCAACCCGGGGCUCAAGGAGGCAACGACCUGCGAGCCGUGGGCAACUUCAAAACGGCCCGCGACCAGUUCAUCGUUGACCAGCAGAGGAAGCACUCCCACCAGGCCCAGAGGGGCCAGACCUCUGGCAUGCCCGCGACCAUCAAGAAAUCCCUCGGGGCGAACAGGUCCCGGGGGGCCUUUUCAAAAUUCGUGUCGCCCCUCCCCCGACAGGAGGACGAAGACUGCGCGGCAAGCCGACAUUCCGAUCAGGAAGGCCAAAUCCUGGAUGAGCGGCUGAAGAACUUCGAGCCGAAGAUAGUGGAGCUGAUCAUGAGUGAGAUCAUGGACCACGGGCCCCCUGUGGCCUGGGAUGACAUCGCAGGCCUGGAGUUUGCCAAGACCACCAUAAAGGAGAUUGUGGUUUGGCCCAUGCUCCGGCCCGACAUCUUUACCGGUCUCCGUGGGCCGCCUAAAGGGAUCCUGCUGUUCGGACCCCCGGGGACGGGGAAAACGCUGAUAGGAAAAUGCAUCGCCUGCCAAUCCGGCGCCACUUUCUUCAGCAUCAGCGCCUCCUCGCUCACGUCCAAGUGGGUGGGCGAAGGAGAAAAAAUGGUCCGGGCCCUGUUCGCCAUCGCCCGCUGCCACCAGCCCGCCGUCAUCUUCAUCGACGAGAUCGACUCGCUGUUGUCCCAGAGGACGGACGGCGAGCACGACUCCUCCCGCCGGAUCAAGACGGAGUUCUUGGUCCAGCUGGACGGGGCAGCCACGGCAGCAGAGGACCGCAUCCUGGUGGUGGGGGCCACCAACCGGCCGCAGGAGAUCGACGAGGCCGCCCGCCGCCGGCUGGCCAAGCGGCUGUACAUCCCCCUGCCCGAGGCGGCCGCCCGCCGGCAGAUCGUGACCAACCUCAUGGCUCGAGAGAAGAACCAGCUGAAGGAGCCCGAGCUGGACAGCGUGGUGACGGCCUCAGAGGGCUUCUCCGGAGCCGACAUGACGCAGCUGUGCCGGGAGGCGGCCCUGGGGCCCAUACGCAGCAUCCACCUGGCCGACAUCGCCUCCAUCACCGCCGACCAGGUGCGGCCCAUCGCCUACUGCGACUUCCAGGAGGCCCUGAGGACCGUUCGGCCCAGCGUGUCGGCCAGAGACCUGGAGCUGUACGAGCAGUGGAAUCAGACCUUCGGAUGCGGACGUUAAAAUCUGCUCCUCAGCGGGGAUCAACACGUGUGUGUCACAUUACUUCGGCCCUAUGGUUCAUAGAUUGGUGACUAUUGAU
Molecule: messenger RNA, 2194 nt
Organism: Menidia menidia (Atlantic silverside)
Lineage: Eukaryota; Metazoa; Chordata; Actinopteri; Atheriniformes; Atherinopsidae
Source: the annotation of a GenBank genome assembly